CAGAGUCCAACCUCUACAUCGAUCUUGAUGAGUCAGAGUGGGUGAUACAUGGUUUUGGCAAAACUAUCAGAGAGAUUAUCGGCUCUAGUUUAAUGACACAAGAUUUUAAAAGUCUGCAAAAGUUAGGCAGAAAAAGAGAAUAUAUACUAAUAGACAAUAAAGAUGACACACACAAUGCUAUUGAGAUAGGCAGAGUUGUCAAGAAAUCUAGGAAAGAAAUAUGGGUUGAUAUAGGCACACCAACAAGUUCAGUAAAUGAUCAGAAAAAUAUUAGAAGAGUGCGGAAAAAUCUAAUAGUAGGAGCCCUGCCUAAGAAUCUAAUCAAAAAUGGAGAGAUAAUAAUAGACGAAGAGGAGAUGAUAUUCAGAAAAUCUAAAGAGGCAAGAGCAAAUAGAUUCCAAAAUGAAGAAAGGCUAGUAGGCAUCAAGACAAUUGACUCUCUUGAGAUAGAGCUAAUCAGAAAGCAGAUUGAGAAUCUAGAAAUAGCAGAUGAGUUAUGUAAAAAAGUGAUAAACAAUAUUAAUAGUAGAGAAGAAAAUUUU
Messenger RNA from Dentiscutata heterogama, 542 nucleotides. The record is from the annotation of a GenBank genome assembly. NCBI's taxonomy places the organism in Eukaryota, Fungi, Glomeromycota, Glomeromycetes, Diversisporales, Gigasporaceae.